CAUCUGCAGGCGCCCGGCUUGGGGGGGGGCGCUGGGUGUGGGGCGGCUCCGGGGCCGGGGAUGGCGGCGGCCGCCGUUGCGGCGGCUCCGGGACCAGCAGGAGGAGCCCGGGGAGCCCCAUGAGAUGGGCCGGCUCCCAAGCCAGUGGGGAGGACACUGCUUCUUAUUACAGCUGCUCAGAAGCACCACUGGAAGCUCAGAUGUGGGCGCCCCAGCCAGCAGCAGAGAGGGGUGCAGGGGAGCCACAAAGAAGCCCCUUCUGAUGCCCCAAGGAGCAAGCCGACCCCUUCCAGGCUCCAGGAACACCACAGAGCAAUAUGAAACCUGUUCAUGAGAGGAGUCAGGAAUGCCUUCCACCAAAGAAACGAGACCUCCCCGCGACCAGCGAGGAUAUGGGGAGAACUACCAGCUGCUCAACUAACCACACACCCUCCAGUGAUGCCUCUGAAUGGUCCCGAGGGGUUGUGGUGGCCGGGCAGAGCCAGGCAGGAGCCAGAGUCAGCCUGGGGGGUGAUGGAGCUGAGGCCAUCACUGGUCUGACGGUGGACCAGUAUGGUAUGCUGUACAAGGUGGCUGUGCCACCUGCCACCUUCUCCCCAACUGGCCUCCCAUCCGUGGUGAACAUGAGCCCCUUGCCCCCUACAUUUAAUGUAGCGUCUUCACUGAUUCAACAUCCAGGAAUCCACUAUCCCCCAAUCCACUAUGCUCAGCUCCCGUCCACCUCUCUGCAGUUUAUCGGGUCUCCUUAUAGCCUUCCCUAUGCUGUGCCACCUAAUUUCCUUCCGAGUCCCCUCCUUUCUCCUUCUGCCAACCUUGCCACCUCUCACCUUCCACACUUUGUGCCAUAUGCCUCACUUCUGGCAGAAGGAGCCACUCCUCCCCCCCAGGCUUCAUCCCCAGCCCAUUCAUUCAACAAAGCCCCCUCUGCCAGCUCCCCACCUGGGCAGUUGCCACAUCACUCGAGUACUCAGCCACUGGACCUUGCUCCAGGCCGGGUGCCCAUUUAUUAUCAGAUGUCCAGGCUACCUGCUGGGUACACCUUGCAUGAAACUCCUCCAGCAGGUGCCAGCCCAGUUCUUACCCCUCAGGAGGGCCAGUCUGCUCUGGAAGCAGCCGCUGCCAAUGGACAGAGACAACGAGAGCGAAAUUUAGUGAGACGGGAAAGUGAAGCCCUCGACUCCCCCAACAGCAAGGGUGAGGGCCAGGGACUGGUACCAGUGGUAGAAUGUGUGGUGGAUGGACAGUUGUUUUCAGGCUCUCAGACUGCGCGGGUGGAGGUGGCAGUGCCAGCACACCGAGGGACCCCAGACACCGACCUUGAGGUCCAGCGGGUGGUUGGUGCUUUAGCUUCUCAGGACUAUCGUGUGGUGGCAGCUCAGAGGAAGGAUGAGCCCAGCCCCCUCAACCUGUCCCAUCAUAACCCCGACCAACAGAGUGAGGGGCAAGGGUCAGCCAGGAACGCAGCAGAGAUGGCCGGGAAAAAUCAGGCCCGAGGGUUCUACCCUCAAUCCCAUCAGGAACCCCUGAAACACAGACCUUUACCCAAAGCAAUGGUUGUAGCCAAUGGCAACCUGGUGCCCACUGGAACUGACCCAGGCCUGCUGCCCAUGGGCUCGGAGAUCCUGGUGGCAUCAAGUUUGGACAUGCAGGCCAGAGCCGCCUUCCCAGACAAGGAGUCAACGCCACCCCCCAUUACCUCUUCCCACUUGCCCUCCCAUUUCAUGAAAGGCGCCAUCAUCCAGCUGGCUACAGGGGAGCUGAAGCGGGUGGAGGACCUCCAGACCCAGGAUUUUGUGCGCAGUGCCGAAGUGAGCGGGGGGCUGAAGAUUGACUCUAGCACAGUCGUGGACAUUCAGGAGAGCCAAUGGCCUGGAUUUGUCCUGCUGCAUUUCGUGGUGGGGGAGCAGCAGAGCAAAGUGAGCAUCGAGGUGCCCCCUGAGCACCCCUUCUUUGUGUAUGGCCAGGGCUGGUCCUCCUGCAGCCCGGGGCGGACUGCACAGCUCUUCUCACUGCCCUGCCAUCGGCUACAGGUGGGAGAUGUCUGUAUCUCUAUCAGUUUACAGAGCUUGAACAGUAACUCAGUUUCUCAGUCCAGCUGUGCUCCCCCAGGCCAGCUGGGUCCUCCCCGAGAAAGGCCUGAGAGGACAGUCUUGGGACCCCGAGAGCAAUGUGACAGUGACGGGAAAAGCCAGCCGUCAGGCGAGGGCUCCCGAAUGGUAGAGCUCUCACAGCCGGAGCCUGGUGCUCAGGCCUGCUGGCCAGCCCCGAGCUUCCAAAGAUACAGCAUGCAAGGGGAGGAGGCACGGGCUACGCUGCUCCGUCCCUCUUUCAUUCCACAGGAGGUAAAGCUGUCCAUCGAAGGGCGUUCCAAUGCAGGAAAAUGAACCUCUCCCAGACCCGGACUGGGGCUCUACCCCAGAGCUGGGCCUCACCGUGAGCAAGCAGAGGAUUUGCACAUGCCGAGCAGGGGAUGGCUCUCUUGGCAGUGAGGUUGUUGGGGGAGAGGAGGCGUGAAGGCAGCCUCCCAAGGCAGGGUCUGUUGCCCAUUACCCCAUGGCAUCCUUUCAGAACAGCCCCAGAGGGUGCUGUGACGGGGAGCAGCAGGCCUGGGCCAAGGAAGGAAGGGGGUGCACGCAGGAUAAGAAACAUUCCAAAUAUCAGGGCCUCCCUGUUCUUUCCUCCUCAUCCCUAGCUCCUGCAGGGAGAGAGUCAGGCUUUGGGAGCAGGUGGCAGAGGGAGGGAGCAAAGAAAGAGCCAAAAAUGAUGAUCCACAGCUUAUAGUAGCAGUUCAGCUGUCUGAAGUUUUUUUUGUUUUUUUUUUUUUCCUUUUUGUGAUGGGAGGGCAGGAGGCCCCAUGGUUGGAAGUAAGAGGGUUCCCACCCAGAACUCUGCUUUUGAGAGCUGUGCACUUUAAAGGGUAGUUUUGUUUCAGAUGUCUAAGGCUGGGUUUGCAGGGGACUCUGCUUGAUCCUCUACUUCAGCCCUUUCCCAUCUCUCCCCAUCAUUCCUCCCGCAAGGCUUCUAGCACCAGGAGAGAGAAGCCCCUCCAGGGUUCAGAGUGAAGUACUGCCUUGGCAGGGACCCAGUCUCGGGACUUUGGGAGAAAGACCUAACGGCCAGCCUGACUGGGCUCGAGGCAGGGCCUCUGGAAAGGUAGCUGACCUAACAAAGCUCCUCCUGCUCAGCAUGCCAGACCCACUUUGAAAUUGUACUGAAUCUCUAGUUGGUAAUGGUGACUUUUGAAAUAACCAGUGGACCCUUUUCCCCAGGCCCCAACACCCGCUCCUCUGUCUAUCUAUGUUGUGCCUAAGUGCCUGCGCUGCCCCCACCCUUCUGCUGCCCUAACCUGUCUGCAUGGUGUCUUGACCUGGGCCUGAUUUGUAGCUGCACUGCCUUUCCCCUUCCGCAAAAUUGGUUUUGUCCACUCUGACCAAGACCUCUAAUUUUGUUGUGUAAGGGUCUCUCUAGUUUCCCUUUCAGUUAUAGUCUCUGUUUUUAAAAACUCAGAAUCACGUACCUUCCUCUUCUGCAGCUGAACUCUUUGGUGGAGAAACAAGAAUGGAACUAUGCCCUGGGUUGGGGCCAGUACAGCUGGCUGGGCAGUGCCCAUCUUUGCAUUUUUAUAGCAUCCCUCCCAUCUUACUCCAUUCCUUCUCCCAGCAUUCAGGCUUCUCCACGCUGUCUCCUCCCACAGCCAGCUCUAAGGUUUUGGGAUAGUCUUUUUUUUUUUUUUUUUUUUUAAUUUUGGCCACACCAUGUUGCGUGUGGGAACUUAGUUUCCUGACCAGGGACUGAAGCUGGGCCCUCAGCAGUGAAAGCGUGGAGUCCUAACCACUGGACCACCAGGAAAUUCCCUGGGAUAGUCUUGAUAAUGUUUCAAUACCUGAAAAGUCUCCUAGAUUUCAUUUCAUUGUGGACUAUUCCUCUGCAAAGAGUAUUUUCAAUCUUAGUUGCAUUUCCCCCCCCCCCCCCCCCCAUCUUAAGCCUACUUUUUCUUCACGAUGACUUUUAGCAUCAGUUCGGACUGUGGGAUUCCAGUGGGUGUUGAGAAUUAGGCUUCCCCCAUCAGCUUUCAGGUGGGUGGGUGGCUUUUUUGUUUGUUUUUUGGGGGUCUUUAGACUCUUGAAGCAACUCAGGGUGUUGUCCCCUCAGUUCUCUGGUGAGGCUUCCCCCCGGGGUAUGACCCUGGCAUUUCCUUUAAAGAUGGACUGGCCAAGGCCUGGCCUGUCGUCGGGAGUCCCAAACCUCUGAGGUCUGAUCUCUGCUCUGUCAAAAACUUUAGGCAAGUCUUGUGACCUCUUGCUCUUUCACUUCCUCCCCAGCUGCCAAAUGGGGAUAAAUAAUCUUACCUACCUCCUGGGGGGAGGGGGAGCUCUGAGAAUGGAGUCAUUCUUAGUGUUUAGGUGCUAAAGGUUGUUCUCCUGGGGGAACAAAGUGACUGAGACUGGCUUGUUUGCUACAAGCCAUACACUCCACUGUUUCAUUCCUUGAGAGCAGUUACCUGGUCAGUCAGCUUCUGGAGGCCCGUCCAGAGGCAGCUGCUGACCUGACCACAAGUACUUAAGUCUCCAGUUCACCUCAGAACCAAAUACCAACCGUGUCUGGUAAACACUCAAACUUGUACACAUUUGGGAUCAUGUCUUUUCCCUUCUUUGUCCCCAUUCUCUCUAAAUGCUGCUUUCUCUGGCUUGUUUCCUACAGUGGAGGCCUGUGGGGCUGAGUCUCGAAGAAUCCUCUCAGAGGACAGCCCCGUGGAGAAGGCCUUGUUUCUGGCUGUUCCGUGAGCAACCCAUUCCUAGUUUCUCAUGCAUGGUUUCUCAGAAACAUCCUUCCUCAUUAGGAAGGCUCAUCAACUGAAUAUAGUGACAGGCACACAGUAGACACUCAAGAGAUAUCCACCAAGGAUACCAAAUGAGCUUCCUCCUUAUGGGAGCAAACCUACAUCUAACCAGAUACAGGCCAAGUAGUUUAAAUAUAAAACUCUCACUGCCCAGCUUGGUAACUUCCACUUAAUCCUGGAAAGAGAAGAUCGUGUGCACCUUGGCAAGUUGGGUCCUGAACUUUCUGCUGCUGUUCCUCUUCUGUCUCUUGCUGGUGAAGCAAUGCUGGCACUUCCCUUAGUACUGUGCCAGGCAUAUGUAAUAUAUUCAUACUUGAUUUUGCUGAGCUGCAGAGGUGUCUUUCGUAAAGUAUGGUCUCCCAGGGAAAGAAGCUCUGUGAUCUAAAUCUUGGUCAGAGCUGUGGUAUUCCCCCUUACCUUUUCCCUGUGGUUCAGUCUUUUCUUCCAGGCAUGGGGAAUAAGAAUAACCUAUGGUAUGUCCAUUCUUCCUUAUAAAGAUUUCAUAAGUGUUUUAUAAGAGAAUUAAGAGCAGUUUUCAGAGAAUCAGCGUUUUGGUGGGAAGCUGUCAGCUUUGGGGGGAAUGGACAGUUGAAGAAGGCCAGUGUCAACAGUAGGACAGUCCCAGAGCUUAGGGAUAGAAAAGAAGAUGGCUAACUCUGGCAUUAAACAGAAAUGCCUAUUCCAGUUUGGGAGUAGGGGAACCAGGUGAAGGAUGGGUAACACAUCCAAGCCUUGGGUCAUCAUUCUUAUGAAGAUUAGUGUACACAGAGGAGGGAGAGUGGCAUGGGGGAAGGGGAAACUGGGAGGUCAGAGCUGAGCACUUGUACCCAAGGGGGAGGGGCCCCAGUAGAUCUGGACUGAUCCUUCUACACUCUUGGUCCCAGUUGGUCGUAACACCAAGGGCUUUGGUUUGUGCUGCUUUGCCAUUGCUGCUGUCUACUCCCUGUCCUGCCUGCUGCCCUUUAUAGCUCUGUCUUUCUAUGUCUUUGGCCAUAUAGGUGAAAUCCAGACAUCCUGUCCAUUCUUAACAUGUGCAAGGGUUACUUUAUAGCAAAGUUGUGUUGAGUAGGGAUAGUAUGAAAUGCUGCUGGUGGGCUGGUGAAUCCAAAGGGAUAUGGCUUCAGUGCUUGUUGGGAGCCCUUCGGCUCCAAAUAUCUGACUCAUGAAGGAGAGAUAAGCAGGUCCUAUAAGUGGGUGGUUUCUGUGUAUUAACUUCUUUCCUUUAUGAUAUCUUGUAUCCUGUUUUAAAAAUUAAAUGAUGGGGAACCAGGUUAGGGCCUGUGUCAGCAUCCCAGGGAGGUUCAUCUGGCUCCAGUUAAAUGGAUAGCGGGGUUGGGGGAGGGUUUGAAGUUUGAAAUAGACCCUCAGGUGGGGUUUAGUUUUAUUUUUACCACUGGGCUCCAUAGAAGAUGCACAGGGUGGUGGUAUGAUUUAAACCUGCAACAAGCAGGAGUGUUGAAGAGUCAAGUGAUCACACUGGAGAUAAAGGGUGGGCAUGGGUUAACUGGGAAAGGGCUUGGGUCCGUAGGAGUAGAGAUAAACUGAUUGAUUGAAUUGGCCAUGGGAGAUUAAGUCACAGUCUUAAAAGCAAAGCAGAUAGGUUAGAGGCCAAGUUUUAGGGAGACUUCUUGGCCUCCUAGGGCUAAGUUUACUAAACCACACUGAAGCUACAAUAGUUUCAGAUGGGAAAAAGUAUACACUACAGUUGAAGAGCUGAACCGUGCUAGGUUGGAUGUUGACCAGGAACCUGUUAGCCCUUUGCUGGGAAGUUUUCCCCCUCCAGCUUCCCUGGGAUAGGGAAGGCCUCCCACAUUAUGCAAUAAUAAAAUAAGCGUCUGGGUCUUUGCAGCUGUCAGUUGCUCUUUCAACUCUAGGAUCCAUCCUUGGGCCAGAAGCCUGGUCUGGGCCUAGGAUGACACUGGCCCUUGAGAUGCUAGAGUCGACUGCACUCUCUCCUUACCUGCAGACUAUGCACAGUGCCUGGGGCGGAAGGAGGAGAGGUGGUGCGGUUUGCCCUGCUGAGCCUCCCCAGCAGGAACAGUAGUAAUAAAUGCACUUUUCACACUAAGAUUUCUUUAUUAGUUCUCCUGUUAAGCCUAGAUCCUCCCCCGGUAGAUUGCAAACUCAAAGUCUGUGUGAUCCCCGAAGCCAUUCUACUGCAAAUGCCCAGCAGUGAAGAUGGCCUCAAAUUGGGUUCCUGUCUGCAGUGUGGCUGCAGCCCAUGUGCCUUUACCUAUUGUCAAACUUGCAAGCAUUUAUUUCUGUCUUUAUGACUGUCACGGGGACUGAGGUUCUUGAGAGAGAGAGAGCGCGCGUGAGUGUGAGCAAGCUCAUGACACAGUGGUUUUACACCCACUCCCCGGACAGGGAGUUUGCACGUAGUUGUGAGGUGUGAGUGGUUAGUGCAUCGCUGAUAUUGCUGAAGUCAGGGUUCAUCCCUCAUUGGCUUGACACUCACAUUCAAGAGAAGCUUGUGUUGGGGAAGAGACUGACAGUACUCGUGGCAAACUUGAAGUAUUAAAAUAAGGCUGUCCCCUACAACCUUCCUAGUCACACACAGGAUCCCUGUAGCCAAAACAGUAUAUGUUCCAUCUGCAGAGAGCAAACUGCUCUCAGCUUGCACAGCACCUUAGGGGAGGGAAGAAUAUAUGGAUAGGGAAUGGGGCGGAGAAAAGAUGGGAAUGUUGUCAUCCAGGUGGCUUUAGGGUCCUGAGGAGUAGGAGAGAAGGACGGCACUGGGGAGGUCUGAUGGAUGGAUCUGAUUUGUGUAGGAGUUCCCUGUAGAUAAAUUACUGAUCCCCCAACUACUAUCCCCAGUAUGUAAUGGCUAAAUUAAUAUGUAAUCAACUGCAUUGUAUCUAAAGCCUUAGAACUAGUCAGGUGCUCCCCCCACCCAAUACCAUUUCUUACCCUCUAAUCCUACCUGAUCUUUAACAAAGCAUUAAUAAUUCUAAGGAUAAUCUCUAUUUUGUUGUGCUUUUUUGUAACUGUUUUAAAUAAAUCAAUUUGUACUGUA
Hippopotamus amphibius kiboko is the source of this 7856-nucleotide messenger RNA. It is a transcript of the gene ATXN1L, whose product is annotated as ataxin 1 like. The transcript has 3 exons. Lineage: Eukaryota; Metazoa; Chordata; Mammalia; Artiodactyla; Hippopotamidae. Gene Ontology annotation, cellular component: nucleus. Gene Ontology annotation, biological process: regulation of DNA-templated transcription; anatomical structure development. The record is from RefSeq and is a predicted model, not a curated record. The coding region runs from base 318 to 2384 and encodes 688 amino acids. Gene Ontology annotation, molecular function: protein binding; RNA binding.